Molecule: messenger RNA, 1189 nt
Organism: Centruroides sculpturatus (bark scorpion)
Lineage: Eukaryota; Metazoa; Arthropoda; Arachnida; Scorpiones; Buthidae
Product: ubiquitin carboxyl-terminal hydrolase 36-like
Exons: 6
Coding region: 470-1189 (239 amino acids)
Biological process (GO): regulation of apoptotic process; protein deubiquitination
Cellular component (GO): cytosol; nucleus
Molecular function (GO): cysteine-type endopeptidase activity; cysteine-type deubiquitinase activity
Source: RefSeq, a predicted model, not a curated record
GAGUCUUGAUCUAACGUGGCUGCAGUUAAGCCUAAUUUGAUUUAUUCUGAAAGAGGUUUUUAUUUAUUUCUUAAUGGUUCUAAAUAAUAGUAUUAAUAAACCGCUAACAGUCCGUGUGAGUAUUUGACAAUGAAGAUGUAAUAUAUCAUCGAUUUUAAUUUUGAUUGAUUUCAGUUACGUAAUCGAAUUCACGUUAAGACUACUUUUAGUCCUAAGUAUGGACACGGUGAGCUUUUUACCGAACAGAAACGUAGAAUCUUUUUUGUUUUAGUGAUUUUUUAUUAUUUCGUAUCGUUAGCGGAAUAAAAGUAACGUUGCUCAAAGAAAAUUCUUCAGUUGCAGUAUUUACAAUAUUAUUACAUAAAAUGGAAGUUUAUAGAUAUGUUAAAGAAGAACUUUUAGCCAGAAAGUCAUAGGAAUUAAAUUAUUAAUUAUUUGUAAAUUUAAAACAACAAAAAAAAUCUUAAUUAUGUUAAAUUCUGCAAUUUCAUCCAAUGCAACUUCAAUAUCUAUUGGAAAACAGGUGGCAACAGGAUCUCGUUCUUCUCUGUUGACAUCAAGAAUAGAGUUUACUUCAAGUGAAAAUGAAUGUUCACUUGCUACUCAAGCAUUACAAGCAAAAUAUAAUCAUUUUGGAGGUGAUGAAAAGACUAACAAAGCAUUAGAAAAUAGUGUCACUUUUAAUGGUCAGAUGAAAGGAAGUAAUGGAAUGGAUCAUAAUAAAAAUUCACAAGGAAAACAUCUAAUAAUGAAUGGAAACCAUGAACUUCAUUUACAAGGAGAUGGUGUCCCAAAUCCUAGAAUAUCUUUAUAUCCCCAAGGAAAAGUACAUUUGGAAUGGAAACAGAUACAUAAAAUUGGAGCUGGCUUAGCAAAUCUUGGCAAUACAUGUUUUAUGAAUACAGUUAUUCAGUGUUUAACAUAUUGUCCCCCAUUGGUUAACUAUUUAUUACAUGACGAUGAUCAUUCAAAAUGUAAAAUAAGUGGAUUUUGUAUGAUGUGUGAACUUCAGAAACAUAUUAAAAGGGCUCUUGAUCGACCAGGAGAUGUUAUUAAACCUCUUUAUAUUUAUCAAAAAUUAAAAUGUAAGUUUUCUAGAAUGCUUGAUCCUGCCAGUAAAGAAACUACUGUUAUUAAUCAUAUUUUUGGUGGUUAUCAUCGUAGUCAAGGUAUAAUAAUCAUGAAGUGA